This is a messenger RNA of Lasiosphaeria miniovina, 1041 nucleotides long. RefSeq names its product R3H-associated N-terminal domain-containing protein. The annotation marks the transcript as partial. Gene Ontology annotation, molecular function: nucleic acid binding. The record is from RefSeq and is a predicted model, not a curated record. The transcript is spliced from 4 exons. Lineage: Eukaryota; Fungi; Ascomycota; Sordariomycetes; Sordariales; Lasiosphaeriaceae.
GCGAUCGACAUCGAGACAUGGACCGUGGCGGCGCUCGAGUCGCUGCGGAUCGGGCCUUCUCGUCGCACCGGCAGCGUCUUGUCGAUCCCGCUGGACGACGAGGCUGAUGGCGCCAGGACUGAGGCGACCGCCCCGCGGAUGAAGCUGCGCAAUGUGGCCGUCGAUGUCGCUGCGGCACGCCGCCCGGCGGCGCCCGCUCGCCGCGAGACCCUGGCGCUCAAGGGAAAGGAGGGCAGCCGGCACCGACGACGGUGGGAGAAUGACCAUCUCCUCCACGUGCCCAACGUGCAACCGCCGCUGCCGAGCGACUUCGAGGUCCGCCCCACGCACCCCGUGCACGGCACCGUGCCGUACGAGCUGGCCAAGUUCUGGGACAAGGGCCUACGCGAGCGCGUCGAGGAGCGCAAGGCCGCGUUUGCCGCGCACCGCAAGAAGGCCACUCUUAUCGCUGCAGCCGCUGCUGGAACUGGAACUAGAACUGGAACUGGAACAACGGAGGCCGCGGUGCCUGCCGACGUCGGCAAGGUGCCCAGGGACCUGCGCGCCAAGGCCAAGCGCACCCCCGCCGUCAAGUCGUGGCUGCGCGUACUCGAGGAGCCCGUCCGCCAAUUCAUGGUCGAUCGCGGACUCGUGGCUCGCCCCGCGCCGGAACUCGAGGUCGAGGCUGUUGCAGCUGAGUCGGAGUCCGAGACGGACUCGAGCGACGAGGAAAUCGUAUUUGUCGGCCGCAACGGCGCCACCAUGCGCGACGGCAAACCUCAGCAGCAGCAGCAGCAGCAGAGCGAGCGGGAUCAGCAGGACGCCAAGUCCCCGGGAAUGCUGCUUGACACGCUGGGAGAGGACGAGAGCGGAACGUCGUUCAAGCGAUGGCUGAGUCACCUCAUCUCCGAGUACUACGGGCUCGACUCCAAGUCGGUCACGGUGGGCAACCCCGCGCGCCGUGUCGUCUACGUCGGCAUCAAGCAGCUCAGCUCCGCGCACCAUCGUCGCGGCUACCCCCUGUCGAUCCUGUCGGCCCUGCCGCCGCCGCUGUGGGAGAUG